Cotesia congregata is the source of this 228-nucleotide messenger RNA. The record is from the annotation of a GenBank genome assembly. NCBI's taxonomy places the organism in Eukaryota, Metazoa, Arthropoda, Insecta, Hymenoptera, Braconidae.
AUGUCUCACGCCAUAUGGGGUGUGGAAACUCUCUCGCAAAGAGUAGUACGCACACAGAAAAACACGACAGGUCUUAAAUUAACACCUCGAAAAAAAGAACUGCUGCAAACACACUACCGAUAUUAUUUAGAUCAACAGAAUUACUCUCAAGAAAUAUUCAAUAGAGAAAUAAAAGAGGCGACCGUCAAUAAAUAUCUGGACAGUGCUAUUCAAGUCGCAAAAAAAUAA